Messenger RNA from Aspergillus alliaceus, 1383 nucleotides. RefSeq lists its product as uncharacterized. Gene Ontology annotation, molecular function: zinc ion binding. Bases 1 to 1383 code for a protein of 460 amino acids. The record is from RefSeq and is a predicted model, not a curated record. The transcript has a single exon. NCBI's taxonomy places the organism in Eukaryota, Fungi, Ascomycota, Eurotiomycetes, Eurotiales, Aspergillaceae.
AUGCCACGAACGCCAACUCAGCCCGAAGGGGCAUGUCCCGAAGACAGCAAUAGAAUCAUGGAAACAGAAAGUGACGAGAAUGAGGCAGGAGAAGGGGAGUCGACUGAAUUCUCUACACUACAAGGAAAAUCCGGUAUCACCUAUGACCUUAGAAAACUGGAUCCUGAGUCCGAAGCGAGAGCCCUUGUCGGUUUGACGAGUCGAUUCGACGUCAUCGGCUGCCGUAAAACGAAGACAGGGUUUGAAUUCCUGUUCUCGGAGCGGCCACGAGUUCAUAUAGACUCAGACGGUUAUACUUGCACAUGCGCGACAUUCAUAGGCCGACCUGGCAUUGCCUGUCAACACAUUUUUGUAAGUUCUAGCACGACCCACUCCAGUUGUCAACCUCUGCUAACCUCUGACAAGUGGCUUCUCGACCAGCUCCAUGGGUGUCUCAUCCCUCAAAUCCCUAACUACGAUGUCCCUUUAUCGAGCGAUGGCCAUCCCCCAGUAUUUGCCCGCAUCGAACGACUCCUCGAUGAUAAAUUCGAAACGGUUGUAGAACAGUUGAGCUGGCAGUAUGUCCGUUCAGAAGUGGAGGGUGGCAUGAGCCGUCCGCAGAAGGUAAGAGAUAUCAUGUCUGCCUUUGAUACAGUUGUGCUUCCCGAAGAUUUCCGUCUCGACCUUAUAGACGACGCUGGCCAAUCGCGCACACCAGAGCAAUGCGUGGUCCAAGGGGACUUCGUGGCCACCAUGUUUCGGCUCGCCGUACACGAUGACACCGUUUUCGCGAGCCUAUGCAAGGCCAUGCCCCCCGGGGCCUGUGCGGCAAUUUAUUUCGAUAAAGUGCAGGAAAGUUCACGGAAAUUGCUGGCUGAUUUCGAUCGCUACUGCCAAACGGGACCGCUUUCGGGAUCAAACGUGGACGUCGAUAACGUGAUCGGAGAACUGCAGCGUAAUGUCAGUCGAAUUCAAGCAAACAUUGUUACACGAGCGCCAUACGGUGUAGAGGGAGCUGCUAAAGCUUUGGUGACGCUGUUGGAGGACAUCUGCAACCGCAAUAAGGACUCCCUGGACGGGAAUCGCUGGGGCGGAGUGACCUUCCACGGAGAGGACGAGGAUCAACGUAACUUAUACCAUCAGCUCAUCGGGAAGACCGAGGAAACGGGCGAAUACUUCAUUUUGGACGCCCUCGAGCAGGUAGCAGGCUCAGAUCUUCACCAGUUCAGGGGAAGGCUUCAGGCGGUUCUCCGCAGAAAUGAGGUCAACCGCGCGCCAAAGGCAUACAUUCUCAAAUUGACUGCGCUGAUCCGUCGAGCUGAAUCUAGUUCCUCUGGCUCCGGCCAGAAACGACCAGCAACGGCUACGUCGGGAGGUCACGGUCAAAGCAAAAGGACUCGCUAA